UUGUAGUCAAAUGAUGACAACGUGCAAAUCUGCUGUAAAUUUUGUUUUGCCGUGAGUAAUUUUGCCUUGCCGUGUAUGGUUUUUUUUUACCCGCCAGCUAUCUUUGUCUUGCCGUCAGUUAAGUCACAUUAAUUUUUGCUGUGACUCCUUGUUUGCCCUGACACUUGUGCCCAUGAUACGAGAAAAGAUCGCGUGACCAUCACGCUUGGCUGAGCGAGAUACGUUUCGCUUGAUAGACCUUGAUAUAUUUACACCAUAACUUGAGCUGAUUUUUAGGAGGUUUCCACCAAUGGAAGAUACCUCCGUUCGGAAUCCAAGACACGAGGCAGGUUUCCUCUCGUUGUUGACUUUUUCCUGGAUAAACAAUGUUCUUAGACUGGGGAGCAAGCAACCAUUAGAAGAGAAACACUUGUUUACAGUAGAAACUUCCCUUCAAGCAGAAAGGUUGGUGGCUGACUUGGAGAGGGAAUGGCUGGCAGAAGAAAGAGCGUCUGAACAGAACCGAACAAAGCCUUGCCUGUGGCGGGCCAUGAUGAGAGUUAUUCCCUGCAGAGACUAUGUCAUUGUAGCGUUCCUCAGGAUGCUUUAUGCUAUAGCAUUUAAUAUAUUUCCUUUGAUUGUGUGGUUUUUCUUGAAAAGCAUUUCUACUUCCUCAGAGAUCAGUUACGAGGCAACGCUACCGUUUGUCAUUGGUAUUUCUGUCGUUGUCUUUACAAUAACUUUAUGGUCAAAUCAUGGGUCAUUCAAGGCGGAAAUUAUAUCAACCAAACUGAAAGUAGCGACGAUUGGACUAGUGUACAAAAAGGCAAGUGCUGUCCACUUCUUUUGAAAUUGUUCAUCAAAGGGAAUGGUAAUCCUUUGUACAUGUUUGGACAAUUUGGUAAUUUUUCUCAACUUCUGAUAUCCAGCUUCAAAAGCUAAGCUCAAAACGAGAAAAACUGUGUCAGCGAAAAAAUGUUCCGAGUGCGAAGAGAGAGAGAGAAAGAGGCUCGACUUCAUUCUCUUGCAGAGGACCGCAUGAGGUGAAGUCAUUAUAGCCCGAAUUUCUUUGACUGUCGAGUCUCUGGUGGGAUUAGUUGUAAAUCCUCUUUUCUUUCAACAAGCGAGUUGAACAAUUUUCUUUUUCGACUCAUUAGUGAGCAUUUCGACGUUGUCCACAGCGUCCAACACAAGUUAGACGUUAUUUCAAAGUAAACUUCAUGCACGGUACUAAGAAACUACGACAAAACGUUUAAUAAAUUAUAUUCAUUCUUCGAUACGAGUACCAAUACAAAACACAAUGCAUUGGGUAAAGCGACCGAAAUCAUCGAGUUUCCUAGUCAUUCCUUCACUUCUUAUACAUGUAUACAUCGUAGUCCGAGCUCAGAAUGGGGUAGUUUGGGCUACCCAAAGCUAAAGACCUUUCACUUGUUUCCUCGUGCACUCUGCCUGUUCGUUUUGCAAACAAUCGAUCAUGGUGAAAAGAAAGCUUAGCGUCAGUUCACCUGGCCAUAGUCUGUUUGCGGUCACACGUUUUGCGUUUCUUGCCUGUAGUGUGACGCGUUGCAUUUGAUGAAAGUUUUCUGCUCCGACGCGCCCUUAAAACCACGAAAGACUUUUUGAGAAAGUCUUGAUCUUUUGAUAUACCCAAGAGUUUUAUAUUUCUGUAACUAUAAAUUAUUAACGUUUUAGAAAAGAACGCCGACAACAUUCACUUUAAUACGCCCCAUGCAGACUACUUUUUUAACAAGCGUUUUCACCAUUUGGAAACAAUUUCUUUUUAGUUACGCUGGAAUCAUUUCCUGGAGCUCUCAAUAUAUUGAAAAAAACAUUUAUUAUUUUUUUCUUCCCCUCUAGAUCCUUAAUCUAAAUAGAUGUACUUUGGAAGGCACUAUCUCAGAAAGCACUAUUAAUCUUGUUUCCAACGAUGCUCAAACUAUUGAGCAAAUGGGUGUAGCCGUGUACAAUUUUUUCCUUGUUCCACUGGACAUUAUUGCCUCCAUGGUGCUUGUGUGGUACUUAGUCGCAUGGCAAGCCUUAAUAGGAGCUUCUUUCUUUCUUCUUGUUAUUGCGUAUGGAUCAUUUGCAGCUCAUAAGGCUGGCAAGGUACGCCACCAAUCAGCUGCAGUGACCGACAAACGAUUGGAGAUAAUGAAAGAGAUCAUUACAGGAAUCCGCGUGGUUAAGAUGUACGCCUGGGAAUGGACCUUCGCAGAUCUGGUUGCACAGAUAAGAAGAAGUGAAAUCUCACUGAUUCGUACCCGAGGAUUCAUUGUCUCGAGUAUCUACGCGCUGUUCUUCACCAGCUCUGCCAUGGCGGGACUCGUUUCAGUCACCACUCUGCUAUUCACGGAAAAUUCACUCACGUCCUUUAAAGUCUUCACAUUGAUGACCCUCUUAGGUAACCUAAAACUGGUAGUCACAAUCUACAUAGCAGAGUCACUUCGCCGUAUUGCAGAUGCAAGAACUGCAUGCAGUAGGAUGCAGCGACUGAUUGAAAAAAGAUACAUUUUAACACGCAAAGUGUAUCACCAAAAAUUCAAAACUAGAAAGUAUAAACCCCAAUUUACUAGAAUUGAGAGCUUUCAAAAUGGAAAACCGGCUCUGCUCAGUGCUAGGAAACUUGAACAAACAUGUCAGGACAUCAAGCCACAGAUUUUUAUUGAGAAUGUUACAUGUUUUUGGAGCCAUACGUCAGAACGUCCUACUUUAGAUAAUGUAUCAUUGAAUGCUACUAAUGGGCAACUUGUGGGCAUAACAGGGUCAGUUGGAAGCGGCAAAACAUCAUUGCUGAUGACCAUCUUGGGUGAAAUCCCAAUCUCCUCUGGUAAAAUGUCUUUUAUUGGAAAAAUGGCUUUUGUCUCCCAAACGCCAUGGGUCUAUUCUGGUACUGUGCGAGACAACAUCGUUUUUGGCAAAGAGUUCCAUGAGCAAAAGUACAAUAAGGUUAUCAAAGUUUGUGACUUGGAGAAAGAUAUCGCAAGCUUUACGAAACGUGAUCUAACUGAGAUUGGACAACGUGGAGUGAUCCUAAGUGGUGGUCAGCGAGCACGUGUCAGUCUGGCACGCGCAAUCUACUCAGAUGCAGACAUCUACCUAUUGGAUGAUCCACUCAGUGCAGUGGAUGCCAAAGUUGGUAGACAUUUGUUUGAUAGAUGCAUCAAAGAGUUCUUAGACGGGCGCAUGCGUAUUCUGGUCACUCAUCAGUUACAGUUUCUGAAAGAAACAGACAGCGUUGUCAUUCUUCGGAAUGGCUCCGUUGUUUGUCAUGGAACCUACAGUGGAAUAGAGCAAUACAGACAAGCGGCGUCCUGUUUUCUUCCUCAACAACAGCAAGAUUUCGAUGGCGAGGAUAAAAAUAGAGAGGAUGUUUCAGUUUUUAGUGAUGAGGCUUCCGAAUCAAUGAAUUCCGCUAUAGAACAUCGUGACAGGAUGGAUCUGAAAGAUGAAGAAGAGGAGAGAAUGGUUGGAAGCGUUAAGUGGUGGCUGUACUGGAAGUACUUUAGAGCUACACUCCCAAAGAUUCUGAUAAUUAGUCUCAUCAUUUUCUUCGCUAUUGGUCAGGUGUUCUUGAUUGCGCCUUCUUGGUGGCUAUCACGGAUGACUGAGAUGCCAUUCAAUCAACAGAAGAGCUACCCAACGCUUUUGGUGUACGGAUCCAUUGUUACGGGCUCCUUACUUCUUACGACAAUUUCCUCCUUCUGUUUCUACCUCGCUGCUCUAAAAGCUUCAGAAAACCUUCAUGACCAGAUGACAAAAGCAGUUAUGAAUGCACCAGUCCUAUUCUUUGACACGAAUCCAGUUGGUCGUAUCUUAAACCGAUUCUCCAAAGAUGUUGGUUGCAUGGACGAUAUCCUUCCAGGACAGUUUCUGUUUGCAAUUCAGUUGUGCCUGUACUUUUUCACUGCUGCCAUACUUUCAGCAGUAGUAAAUGUUUGGCUUUUUAUCACUUGUGCUCCGUUGACAGUGCUGUUUAUUUACCUCGCCAAAUAUUAUUUGAUAUCCGCUCGGGAGAUCAGGCGACUUGAGGCGAUAACAUGCAGUCCAGUGUAUUCCCUCAUUGCUGACACUGUGGCAGGAUUGGAAGUAAUUCGAUCAUUAGAGAUGGAGAACGAUUUUCUUCAAAAAUUUUACAAAUAUCAAGACAAAAACACAGCAGCUCUGUUUUUAUUGAAGGCCGCUACACGUUGGCUUGCGUUUCGAGGAGACCUUUUGAGUAACUUUCUUGUGAUUUCCGUGUCAGCUGGAGCUUCGUUAGCAACACAAAAUCCUGCUUUGGCAGGUAUGUCGCUCAGUUUUGCAGCCGAGACUUUAGAUGCCUCACAAUAUGGCAUCCGUAUGGCUUCGGAAACAGAAAAUCACAUGACCUCAGUAGAGAGGGUGUUCACGUACACCGAAAUUGAGCCAGAGCCUGGGUACGGCACUGAAGCCCUUCCACCUAAAGAGUGGCCGACAACGGGCAGCUUGACUUUACGUGACUUGUCGUUGAGCUAUUUGAAAGGAGCACCGGCAAUUUUGAACAACAUAAGCGUCUGUAUCGCUGAUAAGGAGAAGGUUGGUGUUGCUGGUCGCACUGGUGCUGGGAAAUCAUCUUUAGCGACGGCUUUGUUCCGAAUGCCAGAACCUGAAGGAGAGGUCAUUAUAGAUGGUGUGAACAUCAAGGAUCUCAAUCUUCAGGCGUCUCGCAGGUCCAUGGCCGUAAUAACCCAGGAUCCUGUCCUCUUCAGCGGCAGCCUCAGGAAGAACCUAGACCCUUUCUCUUUGUAUCAUGAUCAUGAUUUGUGGCGUGCAUUGGAAGAUGUGCAGCUGAAGACCCUGGUACAACAAUUUCCUGACCAGCUUGAUUACAAGUUGAGAGAGUCCGGGAGCAACUUCAGUGUCGGAGAGCGCCAANUGGUCUGUUUAGCGCGGGCGCUGUUACAAAGAAGCAAGAUCAUCAUUCUGGACGAAGCCACUGCUAAUGUGGAUUUCAAGACAGACAGACUGAUUCAAGUAGUUAUACGCGACAGAUUUAAAGAUUCCACUGUAGUAAUCAUCGCUCAUCGCUUGAACACCAUCAUGGACUAUGAUAAAGUGUUGGUUAUGGAGCAGGGACGAGUGGUAGAGUUUGACAAACCUGAAGUUUUGCUCGAGAAUAAGAAUGGAUACUUGGCUCGUCUUGUUCAGGCUUCUAACUCGGCUUCCCCUCAAACCAAUUUUCUUUAAACCUACUAGCACUGCAUGGAAUCUUCCAUACAAGUCUAAAACCUGAGGCAGUCUCCCUUAAGUUAUGUGUAGACAUGUACCCAGUUCUUCGGUCUCCUAAGGACCUACCUGUGAUAAUAUUUUUUGUCAAAGGGAAAAGAAAAUUGUGUAAAAAAUUUCGUUUUUAGGCGUUACAAAGUUUCAUGCUUUUAGUAGACUCAGCUAAAUUAUCCAGAUUUCAGCAUGAGACCACCGUAGAUCAAAUCAAGGAGGGCCACUUUUACACAGAGUAACAGCAAGGUUAGAUCGUUCUGUGGAAAAAAAAAGCCGAGCACCUCACUUAACGCGACCAUUACGCUUGCUGAAUAAGAUAUCUCCAUUAGCAAGGUCUGUGCUACUGCUGGAAAACGUUAAAGACCUGCUACUUUAAAACUAGACUGCAAAGCCAGAAUAACUGGAAAUACUAAAUCUUAACUUGUGGUUCAUAACAUAUCAUGCGGCAGAGCAAAGCACAUGAAAAACUGAUAACAAGAAGUUGACAUGAGUUUACAAUUAGAGAAAGAAAACGAAGAGCAUAAUGUGACAGCCUACAUUAAAACUAUCAGUAACUUCCUUCAAGAAGAUAUCCCUCUAUAAGGACAAUUUGGAACGAUUAAGGGAGAAACUUCUCCUACAGCAGUACUGUGCAAAAUUAAUGCAAAACGAUAACCGAUUAAUAUCACGAUACUCGCGAUGUUUCGGCGAUAUUUGAAUGAUAUUUUGCUUGAAACGAUAUAUCACGCGAAAUAUCGCGAAGCCAUUGUUGUAACAGACGUCGCGUUAUUUCCCUGAGUACUGGCAGUGUUCAGCUUAGCGAUAUAUUGUUCUUGUUCUGCGAAAUAUCGCUACAGCUAAGACUGGUAAAGCUACGGCCGAUAAAAUGACUGCAAAGCCGUCGGCAAAUAUAAUAUUUAAAUCACGCUAAUGGCGUUAAUGCUUAUUAAAUUUGUAUAUCGCAAGUCUUUGAAAUUUUGGAUGUUUUCCGGCUUUUAAAUGAAUUUUUUGGCUUUACCUUGAAUGAUAAUCAUUAUUAAACGAAGUUUCUUUAACAUUUCUUUCAUUCGGUCAUCCUUCGUUGAGACGAGAUUAGCUAUUCGAUACUCAAACGAAGUGAUAUGCAUAUUGUGUUUAAAUGUAGAUUCCUGAUUAAAUUAGAUUACUAAUGAAAUGCUUAUCGCUGAAUUUCUUUAAAGGUUAUUGUGUCGAGUAGAUGAUGAAGAUUUUGUGGGAGCUCCGCUUUUAAGCCUGACUAAAUCGGUAUUUUAGUGUUUUUCUUUGCAGCAAACAGAAAUAACUCUCUUGGAAUUCUCUUGUAUUUUCCAUGUCAAAAAGCCGUCUUUCUUCAAAACUCCUAGGUUGGUGGAUAACUUGACGUCUCAUGAGUUCGUCGAGUUCCUCUUCACUAGAUGACGAUAUGUUUUGACGCUCUAAUAUGUUUUUCAGAAGCCGUACUCAAUGUUUGCAAAUGACAUGCGACUAGUAUUUUGCACUUGUGAUUUACAAGUUGGACUCUUGAAAAAAAAUACAAUUCGGAGUCUUGUAAAAGUUUUAUUAACUUGAUUCUUACUAUCUUUUACAAGUGUAGCGCUACACCUGUAAUAACCAGUCGGACACUUGUAACCUGGAUUUGUAACGAUUUUUAGUAAUCAAACUCGUUUUCGUCUGCGCUUGUAAAUACAAUAGUCCGACUUGUGGAUUUAACACAAGUGUAAAAGUUUUAUCAAAUUGACUCCUGGACAUGUAGCGAUGUUUAUCAAACUCGUUUUCGUCUGCGCUUGUAAAUACAAUAUCUUCUUCCUUAAUCAAGAUAUAGUGAUUCUUUUCAUUUCUUGUGUUUUCCGAGCGAAUUGAACCCUGAUUAAGGUGGCUGAACACAGUAUUUGAUACCUGUGUUUCAUUCACCUUUUUGAUCUCUCGGUCG
This is a messenger RNA of Orbicella faveolata, 7123 nucleotides long. RefSeq names its product ATP-binding cassette sub-family C member 4-like. Gene Ontology annotation, cellular component: membrane. The record is from RefSeq and is a predicted model, not a curated record. Gene Ontology annotation, biological process: transmembrane transport. Gene Ontology annotation, molecular function: ABC-type transporter activity; ATP binding; ATP hydrolysis activity. NCBI's taxonomy places the organism in Eukaryota, Metazoa, Cnidaria, Anthozoa, Scleractinia, Merulinidae.